GCCGUGACAGAGAAACCAGGCGGUCCGCUCCCGGGAUGCGGUCUCGGGGGCGAGUUGGCCCCUGAGGCCCGGUGACCCUUCGCCCGCAACCAGGGCUAGCGCCUGUGUGCGCCCACGGAAACACCCGACCGACUGGAGAAAGAAAAAGGGGUCAGGGGACCUCCUUCCAGCUCUACGCGCCUCUCAUUCAGAGGUAGAGGUCAGGAAAGGGGAAGGACGGAGCCCCAGAGCAACAGAAGUCAGGCGGUGCCAGGGACACUGAGGGCGGAGCCAGGGGAAGGCUGCCGAGCGCGGUCCUCGCUCCUCCCGGUCCGGGACGGGCCCGAGGCCUCGAUCCGCCUUCCCCGCGCCGUGCUGGUCAGGGCCCCGCGGGGCAGCCAUGCCGGGACGUCUGCUGCGGGGCCUGUGGCAGCGAUGGGGCCGUUACAAGUACCGCUUCGUUCCCUGGAUCGCGCUGAACCUAAGCCACAACCCGAGGACCCUCCGGUAUGUUCCAGAGGAAUCCAAAGACAAAGUUAUCUCAGAUGAAGAUGUCCUAGGAACGUUACUGAAAGUUUUCCAGGCUCUAUUCUUAAAUGAUUUCAAUAAACAAUCAGAAAUCUUGACUAUGCUUCCAGAAUCUGUCAAAUCAAAAUAUCAAGACCUACUGGCAGUUGAACAUCAAGGGGUGAAACUGCUUGAAAACAGACAUCAACAGCAAAGUACCUUUAAGCCAGAAGAAAUUCUUUACAAGACUCUGGGUUUCAGUGUUGCCCAAGCAACUAGCUCAUUGAUUUCUGCUGGAAAAGGUGUCUUCGUUACGAAAGGAUUGGUACCAAAAGGCGCAGUCGUAUCUAUGUAUCCUGGUACAGUAUAUCAGAAGUAUGAGCCAAUCUUUUUCCAGUCCAUUGGAAAUCCAUUUAUUUUUAGAUGCCUGGAUGGGGUACUCAUUGAUGGGAAUGACAAAGGAAUAUCAAAAGUUGUGUACAGAUCUUGCAAUGGGAGGGAUCGACUCGGCCCUUUAAAAAUGAGUGAUAGUACAUGGCUAACGUCAGAAAUUCAUAACCCUCUGGCUGUGGGACAGUAUGUCAACAAUUGUUCCAAUGACAGAGCAGCUAAUGUCUGUUAUCAGGAAUUUGAUGUGCCUGCAGUUUUCCCUGUAGAACUGAAGCAGUAUCUUCCAAACAUUGCCUACAGCUAUGACAAACAAAGCCCACUUCGAUGUGUUGUUCUUGUCGCACUUAGGGACAUCAGCCAAGGAGAAGAGCUUUUUUCAAACUACUACACAAUUGUCAGCUAACUGUGAAUCAGAAAUUAUUAGGUUUUCUACUCAUCUAUUAAUUCUAAGUGUUUAUUGUUAAUCACUUCUCUGAGUUAUACCUGUAAAACAAAUAUUUUGAGACUUAAUUGGAUUAGGAAUUUUUUUAUGUUUUUGUUCAUAUUAUAUUUAUGUUCCAAUUUCAUGAUAAAAGCUACUUGCUUCAUUACAAUUUCAAAUUUGUAAUGCAAUUCCAAUUUUAAUUGGUUUUCACCUAAAUACAUAAUAGCUUAUUAAAUUAAAACCUACUCUUUGAAAUUAUAAUUUCAAUUUUUCUUUUGUUUAUUUUGUAAGCUCUGUGGUGGUUUAUAAAA
Chlorocebus sabaeus (green monkey) is the source of this 1611-nucleotide messenger RNA. RefSeq names its product SET domain containing 9 (gene SETD9). Gene Ontology annotation, molecular function: protein binding. Lineage: Eukaryota; Metazoa; Chordata; Mammalia; Primates; Cercopithecidae. The record is from RefSeq and is a predicted model, not a curated record.